AUGGCAGCCUCGAGGCUGGUGUUGUUGCUGCUGGUUGCAGCUUUCCUGCUGCAUGUGACCACCACGCUGAAGAUCAGUGCUUUCAACAUCAAAGCGUUCGGGGACACCAAGAUGUCCAACCAGACCGUCGCAAGUAUCAUCGUCUCUAUCCUGUCGGAGUACGACAUCAUUCUGGUGCAGGAGGUCCGAGAUGCUGACCUGAGUGCUGUGAAUAACCUCAUGGACCAGCUCAACAGUGCUGGGGAGCACCCAUACAGCUUUUUGGUCAGCAUUCCCCUGGGUCGGACCAGCUACAAGGAGCAGUACCUCUUCAUCUACAGGUCAGACAUGGUCUCUGUGCUGGGAAGCUACUACUAUGAUGAUGGCUGUGAACCCUGUGGGAAUGAUACCUUCAGCAGGGAGCCCUUCAUUGUGAAAUUCUCCUCACCCACCACACAGGUACAGGAGUUCGUGUUGGUGCCUCUGCAUUCCGAGCCUAGCCAUGCAGCACAGGAGAUUGAUGCACUCUAUGAUGUCUACACUGAUGUCAUCAACAAGUGGGGUACUAAUGACAUAAUCCUCCUGGGUGAUUUCAACGCUGACUGCUCCUACGUGACCAACUCCCAGUGGCCGUCCAUCCGCCUGCGCUCCCUCCGCGCCUGCGAGUGGCUCAUCCCUGACAGCGCCGACACCACCGUGGCUGACACCACCAAUUGCGCCUACGACCGCAUCGUCGCCUGUGGCACCGCCCUGCGCCAAGACAUCGAACCUGGUUCCGCCACCGUCAACAACUUCAAGAAGAAAUUCCACCUCCAGAUCAAGGAUGCUUUGGCUGUCAGUGACCAUUUCCCAGUGGAGGUGACCCUGAAAGCCCACUGA
This is a messenger RNA of Cinclus cinclus, 858 nucleotides long. Its product is annotated as deoxyribonuclease-1-like. Gene Ontology annotation, biological process: DNA catabolic process. The transcript has 8 exons. Gene Ontology annotation, molecular function: DNA nuclease activity. The record is from RefSeq and is a predicted model, not a curated record. Gene Ontology annotation, cellular component: nucleus. NCBI's taxonomy places the organism in Eukaryota, Metazoa, Chordata, Aves, Passeriformes, Cinclidae. The coding region runs from base 1 to 858 and encodes 285 amino acids.